Salvia miltiorrhiza (redroot sage) is the source of this 756-nucleotide messenger RNA. RefSeq lists its product as uncharacterized. The record is from RefSeq and is a predicted model, not a curated record. The transcript has a single exon. Lineage: Eukaryota; Viridiplantae; Streptophyta; Magnoliopsida; Lamiales; Lamiaceae. The coding region runs from base 1 to 756 and encodes 251 amino acids.
AUGGGAGAAUGGCAAGAAGGUAAAUGGAGCUGGAAACUUGAAUGGAAUCGGGAGCUGAUGGAGAGAGAACAAGCUCAGAUUCAGGAGCUAACUUCUCUCAUCAACGAGGUUCAUCUGAUCGAAGGAAAAAAGGAUGGCUGGAAUUGGAAACCGACGGCAAACGGUAGGUUCUCAGUUAAAUCGGCAUACAAAACCUUGUGCAUGGCAACAAACAGAAAUUUUCAGAACAACGACAAGCCGGAAUUCGAUUUGAUAUGGAAAGCACCGGCCAUUCACAAAGCUAAAAUCACAGCCUGGAAAGUUUUGAAUGGUCGAAUUGCCACUUGUGAUAACCUCAUUAGGAGACAGAUUCCCAUUCCGAGAGAGGAAACCCUGUGCGGAUUAUGCAAGACGAGUCCGGAAAGCAUCGCUCACAUUUUCUUCUCGUGCUUUAAAGCCGCUGAUAUCUGGUAUGAUCUCGUUCGAUGGCUCGGAAAACAUACAACGCUUCAUUUUGAAGCGAAAGAUCAUCUUUUCGCUUUUGUCAAUCUGGGAAACAAAAAGGAUAAACAGUUUCUCACCGGUGUUUGGAUUUGCACGGUUUGGUGCUUAUGGAAAGGAAGAAAUGAAGGCAAGUUCAAACAAGGAAUUUGGCAGAAAGAUAAGCUGAUCGCUGAGAUUAAGUCGAGGAUUUGGGGUUGGAUGGUGGCGUACAAGAUCCCGGCAAAUGCCCCCGAUUUCAGGACCUGGUUCUCCAAUGCUCAUCUUCAUGGUUAA